AUCCCAUUCCAUCUAAUCUUUGGUUUGAAAGGUGCUUAAGAUAAGAUAACCGUUAUCAAGCUAAAAAAAAACAAAAAAGAAAGAUAAGAUAACCGUUAUCCAACACUUUAUCCAAUCCUACCUCUAUUAAACAAAUUUAAUCCCACCAUCAAAACAAUGAGGAAAAAGCCGUUUUAUCUAAAUGCCUUUGAUAAAAUGCCUGUUGGUGAUGAUACCACGGUUGUAGACUCUAAUACAUGUGUUGCAGAUGCGAAUUUAUAUUACUUUGAUAGUGAUGAUCUUAGUGUUUAUGAUUCUGACAUGUCUAAGGAAGAAUUCAUGGUGAUCAAAGAUGCAUUCAAGAAAGCUAUUAGAACAUAUUCUAAAGAAAAGGAUGUGUUUUCAAAUGGUUUAAAAAUGAUUGAGAUUGUCAAAAGCUGCAGUACACAGGGGCACUUUAGAUUUGUUGAAGAGCAAUGCCUCACGCCGCUUAUGCACGCUGCCAACCUCGGCCAUGCCGGUGUAGUUAAGGUGUUACUUGAAGCUGGUGCGCCAUGGAACGCACUUUCUCCAUCAAAUCCCUCCGCUGGUGAUUUCAGGUCACCAAGAUGCAUUUGAAGUCCUCCUAAAUGCUGGUACUUGUGUAAUUUCUGUUCCAUUUGAUUACUCCUUUGUUAUGUGUACUUUUUAAAGUUUGAAAUUUUAAUGAAAUUCAUCAUGAAUU
Molecule: messenger RNA, 703 nt
Organism: Rubroshorea leprosula
Lineage: Eukaryota; Viridiplantae; Streptophyta; Magnoliopsida; Malvales; Dipterocarpaceae
Source: the annotation of a GenBank genome assembly